AUGGGAAAAAUAGUUUUGUAUGCCAUAGGUGGAAGCGCGCCGAGUCGGGCCGUUUUGCUUACAUUGAAAGCGUUAAAUGUGCCUUUUGAAUACAAAUUUUUAAAUUUAUUAACAGGAGAGAAUCGUACGCCCGCAUACCUUGCCAUUAACCCACAUGGCACUGUGCCAGCACUAUCUGACGAUGGUGAGAUACUCACUGAUUCACACGCCAUUAUCACAUAUCUAGUUGACAAGUACGGCACAGAUGAUUCGCUCUAUCCAAAGGAUCUGAUCAAGCGUGCGAAAGUCAACCAGUUUUUAUUCUAUGAGGCUACUGUGGUAUUCGAUCGCACUUUCCUUAAUAUUAGCAGACCGAUUUUUAAUAAAAAUAAUGUGAUUACACAUGCCAAAAUUGAAGCCAUCUAUCAAGUCUAUGAACGACUGGAGAGUUUCUUGAAGGAACACGCUUACGUGGCUGGAGAUCAACUAACAGUUGCGGAUUUCUCACUUAUCGCUACAAUAACCACUUUGUUCAAUUUUGCUCAACUUGAUGGUGGCAAAUACCCCAAAAUUGCUGAGUGGGUGAAGCGUUUGGAAGAGUUGCCCUACUAUGCCGAAGCGAAUGGCGAAGGUUUAAAGCAAUAUAGUGAUUUUAUUAAGUUGAUUGGCGGCUUUAAAGUAUUGCGUUAA
Messenger RNA from Anastrepha obliqua, 669 nucleotides. RefSeq names its product glutathione S-transferase 1-like. Bases 1 to 669 code for a protein of 222 amino acids. NCBI's taxonomy places the organism in Eukaryota, Metazoa, Arthropoda, Insecta, Diptera, Tephritidae. The transcript has a single exon. Gene Ontology annotation, molecular function: glutathione transferase activity. Gene Ontology annotation, biological process: glutathione metabolic process. The record is from RefSeq and is a predicted model, not a curated record.